This is a messenger RNA of Akanthomyces muscarius, 273 nucleotides long. RefSeq lists its product as uncharacterized. The record is from RefSeq and is a predicted model, not a curated record. The transcript is spliced from 2 exons. NCBI's taxonomy places the organism in Eukaryota, Fungi, Ascomycota, Sordariomycetes, Hypocreales, Cordycipitaceae. Bases 1 to 273 code for a protein of 90 amino acids.
AUGCUCAUUAUUUUCAAAGGCAGCGUUCCACGUGAUGGUACGCAAUGGCCAGCUCACCGCCCGCCGAAUCUGGCCACGACGAGCUAUGACGAACUAUUCUGCCCGCAAGACCACCAUCCCUGCAAACCUGCAAGGCACCACCACGCCGCAUCUCGAGCUCGGUUUUCCGCGCCGCGCCGCAUCGCACUAGCAAACACGGGCGCUUCACAUCCAACAGAAACUGCAAAGACAGCGUCUCUGUAUCCUCAUUCACAGAUGAUCACAGGAGUAUAA